AUGGUGCCAGCACAAAGAGAUUCAAAGAAUCGACCAAGGGGUUCAAUUGAAAUUAAACCAACCGAAUCAGUUAAUCAAGAAGUUUAUAGGAGUAUGCUCAUACAACAAUUGAUUCCAGCUAUACUAAGAAAAUGGCCAAGUGAUGGACCUUUUAUUAUAUUUAUUCAACAAGAUAAUGCAAGGGUUCAUAUCACAAACGAGGAUCCAAUAUGGCAACAACACAAUAGGCAAGGGGGUUUUACUUUCAUUCUUACUCAACAACCUCCAAAUACUCCGGAUUGUAAUAUUCUAGACUUGGGUUUCUUUAGGAGCAUACAAUCACUUAUGCAUAAAAAGAUGCCCAAAAACAUUACAGAAUUAAUCACAGCAGUUAAGGAUGCAUUCGGAGAGUUACAUCCAAAGACCUUAACUAAUGUGUGGAUCUCAUUACAACACCAUUUAAAUGAGAUUUUAAAAGUUAAGGGGUCUAAUGACUACAUACAACCCCACUUUGGAAAGAAGGUUGAAGAAGACAAUGGCAGGUUAAGGAUUCAAGUGAGAAUCCCAACACAAUUUGUUAGAGAAGCUGUAGCUUUUCUUAACCCGAACAGGGAACAACAAUAA
Molecule: messenger RNA, 603 nt
Organism: Amaranthus tricolor (Joseph's coat)
Lineage: Eukaryota; Viridiplantae; Streptophyta; Magnoliopsida; Caryophyllales; Amaranthaceae
Exons: 1
Coding region: 1-603 (200 amino acids)
Molecular function (GO): nucleic acid binding
Source: RefSeq, a predicted model, not a curated record